AUGGGCAGCAUCAGCUACGACACCGAGCCCCAGCUCGACACUUCGGCGCAAUUUGGCGACUGGAGGGACCAGCUCAUCAACGACGGUUACGUUGUGCUGAAGGGCGUUCUCUCGUCGGAUAAAGCCAAUUACUACCUCGAUAGCCUGUUCGACUGGCUUGAGACAUUCCCUUAUGGCUUCCAGAAGGAUGACCCCUCAACAUGGGGACCCGAACACCUGCCGGCGCACAUUAAGGGCGGAAUGUACCAUGCAUACUCGGUAGCGCACGAGAAGUUCUUCUGGGAAGCACGCAUGGAGCCCGCCAUCCUCGACGCCUACGCGAAGCUCUGGCAAACCAAAGACCUUCUCGUCUCCUUCGACGGUGCAAACCUGACUCUCCCAGCGAAGAACAGGGAGCCGAUCGGUGCGUGGCCGCACGUCGACCAGAGCCCGCUUCGCAAGGGCCUGCAGUGCGUCCAAGGAAUCCUCAACCUCGCCCCGAACGGCCCCAAAGACGGCGGCCUCAUCGUUCUCAAGGGAUCGAGCAAGCUCAACGAGGCCUUCUUCAAGACCCACGAUACGGAGCGAGAGACCUGGGGUCCGACCGACUGGUUCGGGUUCACCCCGGAGGAAGUCGAGUGGUUCAAGGAGAGGGGCUGUGAGACGAUCAAGGUCUGCGCCGAACCGGGCGAUCUCAUCCUGUGGGACUCAAGGACUGUUCAUUACAACUGCUUGCCCGAGAGCGACGCUGUCCGUUCUGUGCUGUACAUGUGCUACUCUCCAGCCUCAUAUGCGAAUGCGGAAGAUUUGAAGGCGAAGGCACAGCUGUUCAAAGAUAGAACAGGCACGACUCAUUGGCCGCACGCGAAUAUCUUCCGUGAUGAGCGCAAGGUGAUUAGACUUGGGGAGCAAGAAACGUACCAGAGAAACAGGCCGGUCAACGAGCCCGAAGAAACUGAGAAGCUACUGAAGCUUGCGGGAGUGUUGCCUUACGUCUCUUGA
Messenger RNA from Colletotrichum karsti, 981 nucleotides. RefSeq lists its product as uncharacterized. The transcript is spliced from 5 exons. The record is from RefSeq and is a predicted model, not a curated record. The coding region runs from base 1 to 981 and encodes 326 amino acids. Lineage: Eukaryota; Fungi; Ascomycota; Sordariomycetes; Glomerellales; Glomerellaceae.